CACCCCCUGUGUCUGUAUACAGAGGCUGAGCAGCUCAUUCUGAUCCCAGCACAGUCCAGAGGAGACCACAGCCUGCAACACCAGGGACUGCUCCUUCCUGCACCCCGCCAGCAGCACCCAGGUCUGCUCCUUCCUGCACGCAGCACCCAGGUCUGCUCCUUCCAGCACCUAUACUGCAGCACCCAGGUCUGCUCCAUCCAGUACUCACCUGCAGCACCCAGGACUGAUUCUUCCAAGACCUACCUGCUACACCCAGGUCUGCUCUUAUCACCUACCUGUAGCACCGAGGACUCACUUGUAGCACCAAGGUCUGCUCGUUCCAGGACCUACCUGUAGCACCCAGGACUCACUUGUAGCACCAAGGUCUGCUCGUUCCAGGACCUACCUGUAGCACCCAGGACUCACCUGCAGCACCAAGGUGUGCUCCAUCCAGUACCCACCUGCAGCACCUAGGUCUGCUUCUCCCAGUACUCACCUGUAGCACCCAGGUCUGCUCCAUCCAGUACUCACCUGCUGCACCCAGGUCUGCUCCUCCAGUACUCACGUGCAGUUACCCAAGUCUGCUCCUCCAGUACUCGCCUGCUGCAUCCAGGUCUGCUCCUCUAGUACUCACCUGCAGCACCCAGGUCUGCACCUCCAGUACUCACCUGCUGCACCUAGAUCUGCUCCUCCAGUGCUCACCUGCAGCACCCAGGUCUGCUUCUUCCAGUACUCACCUGCAGCACCCAGGUCUGCUUCUCCAGUACUCCCCUGCUGCACCCAGGUCUGCUCCUUUCACUACUCACCUGCUGCACCCCGGUCUACUCCUUCCACUACUCACCUGCUGCACCCAGGUCUGCUCCUUCCAGUACUCACCUGCUGCACCCAGGUCUGCUCCUCCAGUACUCACCUGCUGCACCCAGGUCCGCUUCUUCCAGUUCUCACCUGCAGCACCCAAGUCUGCUCCUCCAGUACUCACCUGCUGCACCCAGGUCUGCUCCUCUAGUACUCACCUGCUGCACCCAGGUCUGCUCCUCCAGUACUCAUCUGCUGCACCAAGGUCUGCUCCUCCAGUACUCAACUGCGGAACCCAGGUCUGCUUCCAACAAUUGAACCUGUCUGGCACAGUAAUAGGUGAGAGGAUCCAGCUAUUGCCAUCAGGUCGGUUCAUGAAAUGACAUCUCUAUCUAGCGCCCUGUGUCUCCUCUUGCUCUCCUGUGCGUCGCCGGGCCUCAGUGUGCAGGAUCUCCGCGUCAGUCCGGAGGUGGCCGGGAAGAUCUCCGCAGCCGGGCAACGGAUGUUCUGCUCCGCCCCACUGGACGUCCUUCUCCUGUUGGAUGGUUCCAACAGCAUUGGGAAGGGGAGCUUUGAGAGGUCCAAGCAUUUUGCUGUGAAGCUGUGUGAUGCCCUGGACGUUGGUGCUGAGCAGGUCAGGGUGGGGGUCAUUCAGUACAGCACCAACCCCCAGGUGGAGCUCCGCCUAGAUUCGGGAUUCGCUAAGGAAGAUGUUGAGGAGAAGAUCAAGUCGGUCGUGUUUAAAGGGGGCAGCACAGAGACUGGCCUGGCGCUGAAGUACAUUCUGCGGAAGGGCUAUCCUGGUGGCCGUAACUCUUCUGUGCCCAAAAUCUUGAUUAUCUUAUCUGAUGGAAAGUCGCAGGGCAGCCCGGGGUUCCCAGCUACGCUGAUAAAGGAGAGGGGCAUUGAGGUGUUCGCAGUGGGGGUCAAAUUCCCUAGGUGGGCGGAGCUUCAUGCCCUGGCCAGUGAACCGCUGGAGCAGCACGUGCUGUUUGCAGAACACGCAGAUGAUGCGGUGAAUGGUCUUUGCAGCUCUCUGAGUAAUUCAUCGAUCUGCAACGCUGUUCCGCCAGGUUGCAGUAUCCAGUCUUACCCGUGUGAGCGGAGGACCCUGGAGACGGUGAAGGAGCUGGCAGGAAACUACAUGUGUUGGAGAGCGUCUGCAACCCCCAGUAACGUGAUUGUAGGACACUGCCCCUUCUACAGCUGGAAACGGUUCUUCACAAAACAUGAAGCUCGGUGCCAUCGGACAGUGUGCCCAGAUCCCUGUGACUCCCAGCCAUGUAAAAAUGGAGGCACCUGCAUCCCUGAGGAGAUGGAGAAGUAUCACUGUGUGUGUCCUGCGGGAUUUGGAGGAGACUCAGAAUGUGCUCCUAAGUUAAGCCUUGAAUGCAACAUCGACCUCCUGUUCCUGCUGGACAGUUCCUCGGCCUCCUCCCUGGAAACCUUCAUGCGCCACAAGUCCUUCCUCAAACGAUUCAUCCAGGCCGCCCUGUCGAACGAGUCUCCAGUCAACGUUGGUGUGGCCCAAUACAGUAAUGACGUUGAUAUGGUGGUGAAGAUCAAUGAGUAUGAGAACAUUGCCGAACUUCUGACACUUGUAGACAGUAUGCAGUUCAUGGGUGGUGGGACUUACACCGGAAAAGCCCUGCGUUAUGUUACCCGGCACGGCUUCAAGAGCACCCCGGUCUUUUCUGAUGUUCGUGAUGACCUCCCUCGCGUCGUGGUUCUACUCACCGGGGCCACGUCGCAAGACUCUGUGUCAGAAGCGGCAUUGUAUGCCAGGGACCAAGAAGUGUUCCUUAUCGGCGUGGCCACGGACUCCACUAAAGAGGAGAUGGCGGAUAUUGUGGAGAACCCCCAGAACAUGAUAACUUACUCCAGCCCCCAGCAGCUCUUCAACCAGCUGCCGCAGCUACAGAAGAUGAUCUGCAGUAUUGAUGCUCAAGGCUGCCAGGCCCAACCAUUGGACUUAGUAUUUGCCAUGGACGCCUCGUCCGGCGUUGGACAGGAGAACUUUGAUCGGCUGCUGAACUUUAUAACCAUGAUCUCUGUGCAGUUCGACAUUAACCGUGACGUGACACAGAUGGGUCUUGUAACAUAUAGUAACCAGCCGAAAACUGUGUUUGGACUAGAUACGCACGAGACUGGUUCUAGCCUCCUCCAUGCAAUCAACCAGGCGACCUAUCUUGGAGGUUCUCCCUCUACUGGGAGCGCUCUGCUGCAUGUUCACGACGAAGUGAUGACAAUCCAAAAGGGGGCCCGGCCGGGGGUGAAAAAGGCUGUGAUAGUGAUCACCGAUGGUCGAGGAGCGGAAGAUGCGGCCGUCCCUGCCCAGAAGCUGCGGGACAACGGCAUCUCCGUCUUCACGAUCGGAAUAGGGAAAAUCCAGAGGAGCUCGUUGCUGCGCAUUGCAGGGUUGGACAAGUUCCUCACCCACAUCCCUUCCUACAGUGCCCUCAGUCAGUAUGAAGACCUCAUUGUCCAGAACAUCUGUGAAGAGGCAAAAUCCAAAGUGAAUCUGUGCAAACCCAACCCUUGUAUGAAUGGUGGAGUGUGUAUCCUGCGACAGGACAGCUACCACUGUGAGUGCGACGGCUGGGAUGGACCCCACUGCGAGAACCGAAUACUCAGAGGGGAUGCACACUGGCCCCUAGGACUACAAGGCAAGCUUCGGCGACAGAGGCACUCCAGCACAGCGCGGCACCACCGGAAACCCUCCCGGAAGGCACCAUAACUUCAGCCUUGUUUACUGCUUGAGGGCCAACACCAUACUUGUUGUGGGCCGUGGUAGGACAUUCAGAGACUUGGAUUGCAUUUUCACAUAUCACCGACUCACUGGCAGUCUGGGGUAUUGCAAACUGCUACCUCGCUGCAAGAAUAGACUGGUGUAAUGGCACGGAGUGGACACUAGAGGGCACCAAGUCAAAGCAUCAACUUUUUCAGAGUCUGUUCUCAAAGGGGCUGAUUCUAAAUUGGAUGUCACUGCGUCUGCUUUUAUGUAUGGCCACGGUAGUCUGCUUACUACCUUAUUGUAUGGUAAAAGGAUAUCUGAGAUGUGCGGACAGAUUUAUAUCCGUAUAUUUGUCUGUGGAUUAUUAUAUUAACGUCUUAUUGUUCCACCACCUACAGUAGAACUUGAAUCUUGUAGCUAACGUGUAUGUUAUAGAUACAGAUGGUAGCCAGGCGUGCUGUAACUCGCUGGUUUUAUCAGGUUUUGUAGCAGAGGUAUAAUGUAGACCAGAGGUUCUCAAACUCGAUCCUCGGGGGCACACACAGUGCAUGUUUUGCAGGUAACCCAGCAGGUGCACAGGUGUAUUAAUUACUCACUGACACAUUUUAAAAGGUCCACAGGUGGAGCUAAUUAUUUCACUUGCGAUUCUGUGAGGAGACCUGCAAAACAUGCACUGUGUGUGUCCCCGAGGACCGAGUUUGAGAACCUCUGAUCUAGACACCCACUGUAUUUUGUACUAUAUUUAUAUAUGAGGUAAUUGUUAUUAUCAUAAUUAUUAGAUUAUUUGUUAAUAUGGAUUUGUACAGGUUUUUUUUGCUGAAUUGUAAAAAAUAAAAAAAAAUUCUCUUGUACAACGUGUUUUGUAUGGAUUAAAGUCACGUUGUCGGGGCCGCUCUCUGCGUAGGCGGAAUACUCCCAUCUGUGAGAGAGGCUUCAGCGUCAGACUUGUGUCUCAAGACUGUUACUGAAUGGGCUGCAGGGCCUUGGCCACUGCAGCUGGGCCCACUUUACCCUCAGUAAUGAUCGAGGCGAAUCGGGGAGUGGGGUCCUAUUUCCAUCUCUCCCCUGCGAGACCAAAGACAGGUUUAUCCCUUAUACAGGGAAUGUACCAUUAGCCGUAACCCAAAAAUGAAUAAAUGAAUGUAUGAAAUGUAA
Molecule: messenger RNA, 4663 nt
Organism: Pseudophryne corroboree (corroboree frog)
Lineage: Eukaryota; Metazoa; Chordata; Amphibia; Anura; Myobatrachidae
Gene: VWA2
Product: von Willebrand factor A domain containing 2
Exons: 14
Coding region: 1154-3511 (785 amino acids)
Biological process (GO): calcium-independent cell-matrix adhesion
Cellular component (GO): basement membrane
Molecular function (GO): calcium ion binding
Source: RefSeq, a predicted model, not a curated record